GAGGCUGCAGGAUGCAGGAGAAAUGAUUCACCUCCUGAUACCUUCUCUCUCCUCUCCUCAGGGAACAUCAUUGGCUCCGGCAUCUUCAUCUCUCCAAAGGGGGUCCUGGAGCACUCGGGCUCGGUGGGCCUGGCGUUGGUGGUUUGGGUACUCGGGGGCUGCAUCGCGGCCUUGGGCUCCCUCUGCUAUGCUGAACUGGGCGUCACCAUCCCAAAGUCUGGGGGAGACUACUCCUACGUCACCGAGAUAUUCGGCGGCCUGAUGGGGUUUCUCCUGUUGUGGAGCGCCGUCCUCAUCAUGUACCCGACCACGCUGGCCGUCAUCGCCCUCACGUUCUCCAGCUACGUCCUGCAGCCCGUCUUCCCCGACUGCGUUCCUCCUUACAUGGCCACACGGAUGCUGUCGGCCACUUGUCUCCGUAAGUGGCUUCUUCACCGUCUGCAGUCUUUGAUCGAUGUUAAUUCUUCCUCAGAUUCUCCUACAUGGAGCGAGAGAUGAAGGACUCUUUAUUAAAAAACAAUAUAUGUUUAGCAUCGUCUCCUGAAACAGGCGCUUACCCAAGUACUGCACUUUGUACUUAACCACAAUUUUGAGGUACUUGUACUAUACUUGAGUAUUUCCAUUUUACGCUAUUUAUACUUCUACUCCACUAAAUCUCAGAGGGAACUUUUGACUCCACUACAUUUAUUUGAUACUUUUAGUUACUUUGCAGAUUUAGAUUAC
Anarrhichthys ocellatus (wolf-eel) is the source of this 723-nucleotide messenger RNA. Its product is annotated as asc-type amino acid transporter 1-like. NCBI's taxonomy places the organism in Eukaryota, Metazoa, Chordata, Actinopteri, Perciformes, Anarhichadidae. The annotation marks the transcript as partial. Gene Ontology annotation, molecular function: neutral L-amino acid transmembrane transporter activity; L-amino acid transmembrane transporter activity. Gene Ontology annotation, biological process: D-serine transmembrane transport; D-alanine transmembrane transport. The record is from RefSeq and is a predicted model, not a curated record. Gene Ontology annotation, cellular component: membrane. The transcript is spliced from 3 exons.